CAUAGUGGUGGGCACGCGAGACUCGGCACGGCGAAUAUGGCUUUCUUACUUGUUUCGUUUUGCUUAGUAACAUGAAUUAGGCCGGUUGGUAAUAAGCCCAUUAUAUUCAGUAGAGUAAUGGGUUUUUAUUAUUGGCUGAUUCUGUGCACUUUGUCAAUGAUAACGACAGUAUGUGAUGAUGUAUGGAGAGAUAGAUUGAUGAUAUUGCAAGGUUUAGCGAAUUAAGAACCUAGACAAUUAGAGUAAAAAGCGAAAAAAAUGAAUGAAUUUACUUACCUUUCAUAAAUAUACAAUUGAUGUUUUGGUUCUGCUGUUGGUAAGUAAAGUAUUUUAUUUUCAAUUUACAGUUAUUUUCUUUUAUAAAUGCAGCUCUAAACAACCAAAACUCAGAACAACCAAUUCUGACGCAAAGCGUUGGCAAUUUUACUUCCGCUGCUUUUGACAUUAGAUAUUGAGAGAGCUUUUCUCAUACCUCUUGUGCAUAUAUAUAACUAAAAUUGACGAAACUCGAAAAUGAAACCUAGUUAAUGCCAUAAAAAUCAGUGCCCUAAUUUGUGAUGAGAUAUAUAAUUUGAAAACAUUGGCAAUACUAUUCUUGUUGUUGGUUGCACUUCCAAUAUCGUUUUCGCAUAAUAAGGAAAAAGACGGGGCAUAGAACAAAUCAAACUUAAUAACUAAUUACCCCACCCAAAAAUCGGUUAACGAGUUUUUUAUUGAUUGAUUUUCUUUAAAAUGCUUAUCGGGCAACAUUUAUUUAAUUGAACGGCAACACAAUGGCAAUGAGACCACAAGGUAGCAGUGCUACUGACUCUGAUUAUGAGACUCUAAUGCAGCGUUUACAUAUAGGUGGUAAUGUUGGGUCCCACAAUUCCAGUAGUCUAAGUGAUCAACGCAAUAAAUCACGGAGACCGGCGAUUACGUUGGAUGAAUAUAAAAUGUAUGAACGUCAAAAUAUAAUCGCCGCAUCAAAAUAUGCCACACCUAAACAAAUUGAACAAUUACAUUUACAACACCAGCAAGAACACAAGUCCUCAGAUUCUACGAUAAAUCGUCAGUACCAUCAAGGCUACAUAGUAAAUAGUGAAAUGUAUGAGAAACAUCAUUCGCCAGUUUAUGAAAAUCUGGAUUUUUAUAACAACGCUGGUGCUGCUGCGACUCCCAGUAUUGGUAGUCAUUACGAAACAACAAGCAAAAAAGCUCAACCCCAAUGUCCAGUGGCAGCUGCUACUCAACUGCAACGUGGUCAUUAUAUGAUAAUGCAACCGCCAAUGGGAGCAUUUAAUAAUGGACGUUAUGCUCACACACCAGUGCCCGAUACAGCGGAAUCAAUCACAUCUGUUCCCAUAUAUGAGAACAUGCAUGUAGUACCCAAUUCGGGACAACGAGCUCAACCACAAGCUUCACCAGCCACCGUUACUAUAUAUCAGCACCAGCAUAUCGAUGUUUUGGCAUCACCACAACACAUAGGUAACCGUUCGCUGAUGAGAGCCACUGUGCUGGAACAUAGCAAUGACGCUGCUUUAGGAGGAAAUGUCAAUCUGCUGGCAUCACCUAUGCAUAAACGUAGUACAUCAAAUUCGUCCUUAAAAUCAACUGUUAGCUCCUUAGUGGGCGGUCAAUGCGAACCUAAUUCACCGACCCAACGUUAUCGCAAUCUCUCAUUGCCCAGUCACGUAGCUAACGCUCCUAUAUCACCAGCUAAAUCUUAUACUAGUAACGCCUCUAGCACUGGGGCCGGUGCUGCUAACGACUACAAAUUACAUCAACACACCCCCUUAAAAAACACCCAUCACAUUCCCGGCAUUAAUGUUUCGGUAAAUCCAAACUUUAUUGAGGAAAUUAAUAGUUCUGACUAUGUUUGCAUGACUGCCAAUCUAAAUAAUAGUCCCUUAAUGGAGUCAGUUCUACCAAAAACUUUGCCUUCCUAUACCAGUAAUACUUCAGACAUAAAAACAGCUACCAAGACUCGCCAAACAUCACCAACAGCAACGACCAGUGGCGGAGGUCAGAACAAUAAACUUUUUAUGCCCAUAACAGCUACUAGUAGCGCAAAUAAAAAUACCACCACAUCGCCGACACCAUCGCAAAAUAGCACGGGCGGUUUGGCUAAGAACUUGUUACCUUAUAGUGUAACACCACCGCGUCCGGCUGGUCCGUCGGAAGCACAAAAAAAAAUUGAGGAACUAACCAGGCAGUUGGAGGAAGAAAUCGAACAAAGUGAAGAGCAGGGAGAAUAUUUCGGUAUAUGUCAUACUUGCGGCGAGAAGGUGAAGGGUGCUGGUCAAGCUUGUCAAGCCAUGGGCAAUCUAUAUCAUACGAACUGUUUCAUUUGCUGUUCAUGUGGCCGUGCUUUACGUGGUAAAGCUUUUUACAAUGUUCAUGGUCGGGUUUAUUGUGAAGAGGAUUAUAUGUAUUCAGGCUUCCAACAAACAGCUGAAAAAUGUGCCAUUUGUGGACAUUUAAUCAUGGAAAUGAUACUUCAGGCUAUGGGUAAAUCUUAUCAUCCCGGUUGUUUCCGUUGCUGUAUUUGUAAUGAAUGUUUGGAUGGUGUACCUUUUACGGUAGACGUUGAUCAUAAAAUUUAUUGCGUUAACGAUUAUCAUCGUAUGUUUGCUCCAAAAUGUGCCAGUUGUGGCAAAGGUAUUACUCCUGUAGAGGGAACCGACGAAACUGUUCGUGUGGUUUCUAUGGAUAAGGAUUUCCAUGUAGACUGUUAUAUAUGCGAAGAUUGCGGCAUGCAAUUGACUGAUGAACCGGACAAACGUUGUUAUCCACUUGAUGGUCGCUUGCUGUGUCGCUCAUGCCAUUUGCAAUGUUUAUCUAUGCAAUCGACUACGCACACUGGUCAUCAAGAGCCAGUUUGUGCUUCCUAUCAAUAUAUGGGUUAAUAAAGCCAAAAUACUUUAA
Molecule: messenger RNA, 2907 nt
Organism: Glossina fuscipes
Lineage: Eukaryota; Metazoa; Arthropoda; Insecta; Diptera; Glossinidae
Gene: jub
Product: LIM domain-containing protein jub
Exons: 7
Coding region: 774-2888 (704 amino acids)
Biological process (GO): positive regulation of miRNA-mediated gene silencing; response to hypoxia; regulation of DNA-templated transcription
Cellular component (GO): adherens junction; P-body; transcription regulator complex
Molecular function (GO): transcription corepressor activity
Source: RefSeq, a predicted model, not a curated record